Mya arenaria is the source of this 2170-nucleotide messenger RNA. RefSeq lists its product as uncharacterized. The record is from RefSeq and is a predicted model, not a curated record. The transcript has 6 exons. Bases 74 to 1924 code for a protein of 616 amino acids. NCBI's taxonomy places the organism in Eukaryota, Metazoa, Mollusca, Bivalvia, Myida, Myidae.
AUGUUAUCACCUCGUUAAACAAUGGCGAUAUAGGGUGGAUUUAUUUCAUUUAAAGAAAGAAGCCUGAAGUGCGAUGGAGAUGUCUAGUAAGAACCCCCAGACAGAAGCCUCUUCAUUAAACACAACCUACUGCCAGCCCUGCUACCAGGAUGGGGAAACCCUCCAGGCUGAGGCCUACUGUACUGUUUGCAAGGAGGGUUUGUGCGUAGCCUGCGUGCAAUUUCAUAAGAAGCAACACAUGUCAAAGUACCAUGUCCUGUUAGAUAAGAGAUGUAUGCCGACAAAGAUGGGAGUUCAAUCAGAUGCCCAACUCAGCACUGAGCCUUGCGACAUCCAUCCUGAAGAGUUAAUCAAAUAUUUCUGCCCGACCCACCAGUCACUCAACUGUGGACACUGUUUAGUAACAGAACACAGAGAUUGUCGUGUUGACAUCAUUGUCGAGAUCUCAGAGGCUUAUAAAGAUGGACAGGAGUAUGAAGAUAUCAAUAAAUCCAUUGUCCAAUUAAUCAAAGGUAUUAAAGCAUGUGGUGCUGAUGUAAAAACCAGUUUACAAUUCAUAACCAAACAGAGUGAAGAUGAGCUUUCAAAAUUAAGGGAGUAUCGUGAUAAGGUUAACACAUACUUUAAUGAAAGAGAACAAUCUCUCUUGAACAUCAUAGAGAAAAUUAAAACAAUGGAUCAAACUCUGCUAAAUUCACUGCAAUCCAAAUGCGAUAGCAUGAAAGGCAAGGUAGAAAAUAUCAGGUCAAACCUUAAGUUGCAUGAAAGCAAUACUACCCAGUUGUUUAUUCAAGCUAAGAGAGCCAAGAAACAGGUGAAGAGUCUGCUGGAAGCCCUAGCUGACAUCAACAAGGAGAUGAUAAUCCACAACUACAAGUUUAGGAAGGACUCUGUCACUGAAAGACUACUUGAAUCAAGCACCGGCCUUGGUACGGUGGACGAAAUAAAGAGUGAAAGUAUGCAAAAAGCAGAGAAAGUUCCAGAAAAGCUAGGCAGGAACUCACGAGCAGAGACGGUUCAUGAAACAACAAAUCAGACGCCAGAAAUGGUUGAACAAGUUACAGGUGUUCAGGCUGUAACCAGAAGUAACUUCACCUGUCUGAAAUUCAAUCAUGUCCAAACCAUUUCGCUCAAGUCUCCAACUGACACCAGAAAUUGCUGGCUGAGGACCUUGCUCCUCCUACCUGAAGAAAGGCUUCUACUGGCUGAUUGUAACAACUACACAAUAAAGCUGGUGGACCUCAAGACUAACAGCCUAAUGUGCCAGGUGAGUAUGCCUGGUGUACCAUGGGACAUGUGUCUCCUACCAGGGGAUAGGGUGGCGGUUAGUAUCUAUAAAGGUAUCCAGUUCCUAGAGACACGGGGACAACUCUUCCUUAAGGACAGGAUCAAGGUAGAUGAUGAUUGUCGUGGUAUUGGUUACUAUAAUGACAUGUUAAUAGUGUCUUACGAGAAUGGUAAAGUAGAACUCAUGGACAUGAAAGGGAACGUGACCAAGCAGUUAAACAAAAAUGCCAGCGGACAAUCAGUGUUUAAUCACCCUGAGUACCUGACAGUGCUGGAUGAUGGUCCGACAGCAGCCAUCUAUGUAUCAGACUAUAGUAAGAACACCAUCACUAAACUAGACAUGGACCUGAACAUUCUCCAGGUCUUCCAUAACCCCGCUCUCAGUAGACCAGUAGGCAUCUCAGUAGUUGGAAACGAGCUGAUUUUAUGUGGACGCUAUAGUAACAACAUAAUAUGCCUGGACCUGACCAGUGGCAAGAUGACCCAGCUGCUUGGUGAGAAGGAUGGGUUAAAGAUGCCAUGGUAUGUCCUCUAUAGUCAGCAGAAGAAUGAAUUGUUUGUCACAAGCUUCUCGUCUCUGGAUGUCAACUUGAAUAAUUCAGUAAAGGUGUACAAACCUGAUUCACUUUACAAAUAAAAAAUGUUUACUGCAUAUCAGUGAAGGGGUUGAAUAAUUCAGUGAUGAUGUAGAGAGCUGAUUCACUUAGCAAAUAAAAAGUGUUUACAGCAUAUCAGUGAAGGGGUUGAAUAAUUCAGUGAUGGUGUAGAGAGCUGAUUCACUUAGCAAAUAAAAAGUGUUUACUGCAUAUCAGUGAAGGGGUUGAAUAAUUCAGUGAUGGUGUAGAGAGCUGAUUCACUUAGCAAAUAAAAAGUGUUUACUGCA